Molecule: messenger RNA, 2073 nt
Organism: Formica exsecta
Lineage: Eukaryota; Metazoa; Arthropoda; Insecta; Hymenoptera; Formicidae
Product: glucose-fructose oxidoreductase domain-containing protein 2
Exons: 3
Coding region: 700-1881 (393 amino acids)
Molecular function (GO): nucleotide binding
Source: RefSeq, a predicted model, not a curated record
GUUUUAUUUAUUAUUCCACUCUUCUCCAUAUAUUAGCGAUUUUUUCAUCAGCAUAUAGAAUAACGCGAUAAUGAUCAAUUGUCUGUCUAGACAAAUUUGCAUAAUACGUAGAAAAAUUGUUUAAUUAUAUCAAGAGUGCCAUUGAUUAUUUAUAUAUAUGCGUAUACUGUUAUGCAAGUCUAUCCGGAGGGAAAACAAUGCAGAACUUGCUAUCGUGCGAUAAAAUUUAUGAUUUUUAUGAGAGAAACGUGAAUAACGCGAUGAUUCAUGCUCACUUAUAUAUUUUAUCUUUUUAUUAUAUAUAUAUUAAGAUUGAUAAGAAUAAUAUGCGAAGAGAAUAAUAUGACAUAAAAGACAUAUAUAUUUAUCAGAAUUGAUAAAGAAUUGAUAAAUAAAUACGAAUACACGAGAUUAUCGCGAAAAACGAUAAGCGCAAUGAUUCUGAAUGAUUCAUGAAAUGUUAUAUACGAGAAUUAUAUAUGUGUAUGUAUAUAUAAUAUAUAUAUAUAUAUAUAUAACACACAUAUACAAACAUAUAUUUGUAUUCUGCAAGAAGAGGAAUGACUGAAGUAUAAAAAAGCGUAUUUAAAAAAAUCAACACAGUGCCCAACAGAGCCCAUUAAUACACAUCUGUGUGUGUGUAUUAAUUAGCCUUAAGUUAAAUCUGAGUUGUAGAAAAAAAGGAGAAACAUCAAAUAUAUGCACUUUCAUACAUUCAAAAUGACAUUACCUGGCAUUGGAGUGUUUGGCACAGGAAGUAUCGUUAGGAUCAUUAUACCUUUUUUGAGAGAAAAGGGCUUCAGGAUUGAAGCUAUAUGGGGUCGUACAUUGGCAGAAGUUUCGAAAGUGGCAAGCGAUCUGGAAAUACCGUUUCACACCAGUCGCAUAGACGAUGUUCUUUUAAGGAAGGACGUAGAUCUGAUCUUUAUCAUGUGCUCGCCGAGCUUGCAUUCACAAAUCGCUGUUAAAGCCCUGGGUAUAGGUAAGCAUGUUGUGUGCGAUAAACCAGCAGGCUUGAGCCAAAGCGAGGCCUUGAAGAUGGUACGAGCUGCGCAGUAUUAUCCCUCGCUGAUCAGCAUAGUUAAUCACAGUUUAAGGUUUUUGCCUGCCUUUGUGCAUAUGAAAAAGGCACUAGAAGAUGGAUAUUUGGUUGGACCUGUAACAGUUAUAGAAGUAAGAGUACAUAUGGGAAGUUUAUUACACAAUGGAUAUGAUUGGCUAUGUGAUGAUACAAUGGGUGGAGGAAUCUUGGCGUUAGUGGGCAGUCAUGUUAUUGAUUUGAUCUUUCAUUUAAUGGGUCAACGAGCUUCAAAAGUGCAUGCUGUUGUCAGAACAUUUACUCAAACAACCAAAUACAUUAAUGGAAUCAGGCACAUCACAUCGCCGGAUUUCUGUAGUUUUCAAAUGGAGUUAAGCAGCGGUACCUUAGUAACAGCUACUUUGAGUAAUCACUUGCAAGGUCAGCUUUCCCAAGAAGUGUUGAUAUGUGGUGGUGGAAAUCAUUUGGUUGUGCGUGGCGGAGAUUUAUAUGGAUGUCGCAAUGGACAAGAGGAGAUCUUGUAUCGUGAUACAGAAGAUUUACAUGGGAUAUCUUUGCCAAUUGCUGACUCUAUUCCAAGGCCUUAUAUCAAAGGACUUCGAAAAAUGAUCGCGGCAUUAAAAGAAGCCUUUCAAUCUGUGGAAGAUAAAAGAGGUUGGAUUAAAGAGCCAGUGUUUUCUGCUUCUACGUUUGAAGAUGGUCUGUAUGUGCAAGCAGUUAUUGAUGCACUGCGACAAAGUAAUAAACAGCGUGAAUGGGCCAAAGUUAACAUCUUGACAGAAGAACCAGAUCCAAAUCCUUUAUUGAGCGCUGCUGUCAGAGCUACAGCUAUUUCAAUAUAAAAGACUGUUUUGCUAAAAUUUUCACUAAUUAAAAAAUCUACUAUGGUACUGUACAUUUUAAAGACUGUAUAUUGAUAAAUCAAUCGCGUAAAAUAAUAUUUAAAGCAGCUACAUCACAUCGACGUUUACUUUUCUAUCAUAUUAUGAUUAUCUAGAUAAUAAUCUCAUUUAUUUCUGCAAAAAAAAAAAAAA